This is a messenger RNA of Cherax quadricarinatus, 700 nucleotides long. NCBI's taxonomy places the organism in Eukaryota, Metazoa, Arthropoda, Malacostraca, Decapoda, Parastacidae. The record is from RefSeq and is a predicted model, not a curated record.
UGUAAUAUUUUAAAUGGUGUUGUAUUUCACAGAAAUGAAAAUCUGGUGGCCAAAGGAUUCCCAAUGCCAAACUCUCGUAAGACUGGUACAACCAUUGCUGGCAUAGUCUUCAAGGAUGGUGUCGUUCUUGGUGCAGACACACGUGCCACUGAGGGAGAUAUUAUUGCUGACAAGAAUUGCAGCAAGAUUCAUUAUCUCCAGCCAAACAUGUACUGCUGUGGAGCAGGCACUGCUGCAGACUUGGAGAUGACCACCCAGCUAAUGGCCAGUCAGUUGGAGCUUCAUCGCCUCAACACUGGUCGCCAAGUACCUGUUGUUGCAGCUAACCGCAUGCUCAAACAGAUGCUAUUUCGAUACCAAGGUUAUAUAGGUGCUGCUUUAGUGCUGGGAGGUGUUGACAAGCAUGAUUCUCACAUUUAUUCAAUCCAUCCUCAUGGCUCCACUGAUCGCCUUCCAUACACCACAAUGGGCUCAGGAUCCUUGGCAGCUAUGUCUGUAUUUGAAAGUCGUUGGAAGCCAAAUAUGGAGCUAGAGGAAGCUAAGCAACUGGUUCGUGAUGCAAUAGCUGGUGGUGUAUUCAAUGACCUGGGUUCAGGUUCCAACAUAGAUUUGUGCAUUAUUACAAAGGAUGGUGCAACAAUGAUUCGGCCCUAUGAUGUUGCCAAUGUGAAGGGGCAGAGGUAAGGAAAUUUCGUAUCUA